Penicillium verrucosum is the source of this 510-nucleotide messenger RNA. RefSeq lists its product as uncharacterized. Bases 1 to 510 code for a protein of 169 amino acids. The record is from RefSeq and is a predicted model, not a curated record. NCBI's taxonomy places the organism in Eukaryota, Fungi, Ascomycota, Eurotiomycetes, Eurotiales, Aspergillaceae. The transcript has a single exon.
AUGCUCAACUUCAUCUACGACUGCAUCUCGGGAAGACCGACGAAAGAGCCACACCCUCCCACCGACCCCCGAUCCCCGGAGGCCAUCGCUUCCGCUAUUGUCACCAAGAUUCUCAAUGCUGAAGAUCCCUACUUGCUCCACAAAGAGCUGAAAGAAGAAAUUUCCACCGAUAAUUGGACAGACGCCAUAGCACAGGGUAUCCUCCGCGGCUUAAAGAGUGCAAUAGAAUCCGGUGCGGAUAUGGCACGAGCUGCUUCUGAUGCUGCGGCCCAAAGCAGAAACGCUGCUAUUGGCUUUGCAACAGAACAUCCUGUAUACGCUACGCUGAUUGCAUUGGGUAUUCUGGCCUUGUUGACACCGUGGGCCCUGCAAAUCCUUGGGUUUGGGGAGUUGGGUCCAAUUGAGGGCUCGUUUGCAGCUGCAUGGCAAAGGCUACACGCUGGAUAUGUGCCUAAGAAUGCUUUGUUUGGUUAUUUUCAGAGGCUGGGUAUGAAAUGGCAUUGGGUUUGA